Molecule: messenger RNA, 597 nt
Organism: Cucumis melo (muskmelon)
Lineage: Eukaryota; Viridiplantae; Streptophyta; Magnoliopsida; Cucurbitales; Cucurbitaceae
Exons: 1
Coding region: 1-597 (198 amino acids)
Source: RefSeq, a predicted model, not a curated record
AUGGAGAGUAAUGUUCCAGUGAUAGCGAAAAAGGUUUGGAAUUUGGUUCGAGUUGCUUAUUUCCUUAUCCGUAAAGGGAUAUCGAAGAGCAAGGUGAAUAUGCUGGACCUCAAUCUGAUGAUGAAACGUGGCAAAAUCGCUGGUAAAGCCAUUAGCAAUCUCAUGUUUCAACACCACUACGCCCAGCACCACCAACAGAACGUUGCUCAUCAACUCCCCUUCGACGUUGCUCCUGAUGACUACGAAUUCAGCUGCAGCAAUACCCCCUCUUACCACUACUUUGGUAAACGACGCCGCAACAACCAAAACAACAACUCCUUUUUCGCCUGCGCUCACGCUCCUCAAACACUCGACGACGAUCUCCCUACCCUUAAUGCUCUUAAGGCCGUUGUCGAUAUCCUCAACAACAACAACAACAACAACAACAACAACCCGCCCUUUUCUCCGCCUAUUCCCGUCCGCCAGCUCAGGAUAACCGACUCCCCCUUCCCUCUACAGGACCCUAACGCCGAUCCAUUAGUCGACAAAGCCGCCGAUGAAUUCAUCUCCAGGUUUUACAAGGAGCUUAGCCUCCAAAAAACGCCCCACCAUAAUUGA